Haliotis rubra (blacklip abalone) is the source of this 679-nucleotide messenger RNA. RefSeq lists its product as uncharacterized. The record is from RefSeq and is a predicted model, not a curated record. Lineage: Eukaryota; Metazoa; Mollusca; Gastropoda; Lepetellida; Haliotidae. Bases 1 to 315 code for a protein of 104 amino acids. The transcript is spliced from 4 exons.
AUGGGCCACCUGCCUCCUCUGAAUAUCACCAUUGCAAUACGGGCAUUGUUGGCUUGUUUAAAAUGUCAGUUUCUGGGUUAUGUUGUUUUGGGGGCAGUGGAUGGUGUUGUGUCGCCGUACGAGUUCGUUGCGGAGUGGACGUGUCGCUAUGGUGACCACCCGGAUGUUGCUCACAGGAUAUUCAACACUCUGACAGAGGGCUUCAGUCUGCUUUCGUUCGAGAUGUCGGGUCGGAACUCGGAGAACCAAACGGUUGCAGAUUUCCGCGCCGGUCUGUACUCGCUUUACACAGAGAGAGAGAUUCGCGGGGCAUGAGAGCGGCUACAGGGGAGACAACUAUCGCAACUGAUGUGAUGCCCGAGAUUCGAUUGAUAAAUAGCAACGCAUCUUUUUAUAAGAGAAAAUUUGCACUGAGCUCCAAUUACAAGCUUAACUAUUUCUCUGUUACCCAGUUUGUUACAUUCCCUUCAUCAAGACAUAUACUGAACUGAUUCGAUACCAUCCUUCUUUGUUUUAGUAAAAUUUGAAUAACAAGAUGCUACAAAGGGCCGUCCAUUAAAGUUAGAGAAAGAAAUUCUCAGUGGGUUGAGGCUAUUGAUCGGAAAAGAAGGGAGAUGAUAAGAAAAACAAUGGUUAACUGCGUUCAUUAAGUGUUGAGGGAGGCAAGUCUCAAGUCAUA